AUGCUGGGCUGGAUGGAGCCUCCCUGGUCUGAUCCAGCAGGUUCUGAUGCUAACGUCCUACAAAUGGAAAUCAGGCCUAUUCCUAAAACCACACACCCGAGCAACGGGGUGCCUCUUGGCUUGCUUUCCCUUUCCGUCAAGCCAACCAUCUCAUCUACCCCCGCUCCGCCUCGGCCAAACGGCGGAGGAGGAGGGACGGAGGGAGGGCGGCCGGGUCCCGGGGGCGGGGGCCGGGGCUGGGCGGUCUCCCGCCCCCGGGGCGUCGCGGCGGCCCCUCCUCCGGCCCCCGCCCCUCUUCCCGGGCCUGGCGCGGCGGCCGCAGAGGCGCUCCGGCCCCUCCUCGCCGCUGGCCGCCCCUGUCCGGCGCGCCGCAGCCCGCUGGGUCGCGCGGCGGGGGCCGGGCGGCCGGGCACGGGCACGGGCAGCCCUCGGGGCCGGGCAGGAGCGGCGCCCGGCUGGGGCGGCGGCGCUGCUGAGCGGCAGGGGCGGCGGGCGAUGGCUUGCGGCGGGGCGGCUCUUGCUGCGGCCGUCCCGGCGCCGCCGCCGUGGUACCACAAGGACCUGAGCCGGGCGGCGGCCGAGGAGCUGCUGGCCCGGGCCGGACGCGACGGCAGCUUCCUGGUGCGCGACAGCGAGAGCGUGGCCGGAGCCUUCGCCCUCUGCCUCCUAUUCCAGAAACACGUCCACACCUAUCGGAUUUUGCCAGACGAAGAGGAUUUUCUGGCCGUUCAGACAUCUCAGGGGGUCCAGGUGAGGCGCUUCAAGACCCUGAGCGACCUCAUUGCCUUGUACCUGCAGCCGAACCAGGGCCUCGUCUGCACCCUCCUCUUCCCUGUGGAGCGGGAGAAGGAGAAGGAGUACGUGGAAGACAGGGACUACUCAGAUGGGGAAGAUGAGAAACCCCCGCUGCCGCCCCGCUGUGGAUCCACCAGCAUUCCUUUUUUCACCGCCACCCCAAGCAUUGCUAGCAACACCCCUGCCGUGCAGGACGGAGUCCUUGAAAGCACCACCAAUGGUCUCAGCACCGUUUCCCACGAGUACCUGAAAGGCAGCUACUCCCUGGAUCUGGAGGCAGUCAAAGCCGGAGCCAGCAGCCUGCCCCACCUCAACAAGACCCUCGUGGCCUCCUGCAAACGGCUGCACAGUGAGGUGGACAAGGUCUUGUCUGGCUUGGAGAUCCUUUCCAAGGUGUUCGACCAGCAGAGCUCUCCCAUGGUCUCCCGGAUCUUGCAGCAGAGCGCUGGACAGACGGGGGAGCAGGAACUGGAGAGCCUCAUCCUGAAGCUGUCCGUCUUGAAGGACCUCCUGUCCAGCAUCGAGAAGAAGGCCCUGAAAGCUCUCCAGGAUAUGAGUUCCACAGCCCAGCUGGGACUCGGCCAACCUUCUUCCCGCAAAGCGAAGAGCAUUCCAGUGCAGGCCUUCGAGGUGAAGCUGGACCUGACGUUGGGCGACCUCACCAAGAUCGGGAAGUCCCAAAAAUACACCUUGAGUGUCGAUGUGGAGGGUGGGAAGCUGGUGGUGCUGAAGAAGCAGAAGGACUCUCAGGAGGACUGGAACACCUUCACCCACGAGAAGAUCCGCCAGCUGAUAAAGUCCCAGCGGGUACAGAAUAAACUGGGGAUCGUCUUCGAGAAGGAGAAGGACAAGACCCAACGGAAGGAUUUCAUCUUUGUCAGCGCCAGGAAGCGAGAGGCCUUCUGCCAGCUCCUGCAGCUGAUGAAGAACAGACAUUCCAACCAGGAUGAGCCAGACAUGAUUUCUGUCUUCAUUGGUACAUGGAACAUGGGCAGCGUGCCCCCACCCAAGAACAUCACUUCGUGGUUUGCCUCGAAGGGCCUCGGCAAGACGCUGGACGAAAUGACCGUCACCAUCCCCCACGACAUCUACGUGUUCGGCUCCCAGGAGAACUCCAUGGGGGACAAAGAGUGGGUGGAUUUCCUGCGAGGCGUCCUGAAGGACUUCACGGAGAUGGAGUACCGGCCGAUCGCCAUGCAGUCCCUGUGGAACAUUAAAAUUGCUGUCCUGGUAAAACCGGAGCAUGAGAACCGGAUCAGCCAUGUCAGCACCUCAAGUGUGAAAACUGGGAUUGCUAACACUCUGGGCAACAAGGGAGCAGUGGGGGUCUCCUUCAUGUUCAACGGCACCUCCUUUGGCUUUGUCAACUGCCACCUCACCUCGGGCAAUGAGAAAACCGCCAGGAGGAACCAGAAUUACCUGGACAUCCUGCGCCUCCUUUCCCUGGGCGACAAGCAGCUCAGCUCCUUCGACAUCUCCCUGCGCUUCACCCACCUCUUCUGGUUCGGGGACCUUAACUACCGUCUCGACAUGGACAUUCAGGAAAUCCUCAACUACAUCAACCGGAAGGAGUUCGAACCUCUCCUGAAGGUGGACCAGCUCAAUCUGGAGAAGGAGAAACACAAGAUCUUCUUGCGAUUCAGUGAGGAGGAGAUCACCUUCCCUCCCACGUACCGCUACGAGAGGGGGUCCCGUGACACCUACGUGUGGCACAAACAGAAGCCCACUGGGGUGAGAACCAAUGUCCCUUCGUGGUGUGACCGCAUCCUCUGGAAGUCGCACCCAGAGACCCACAUCAAUUGCAACUCCUACGGGUGCACGGAUGAUAUCGUGAGCAGUGACCACUCCCCUGUCUUCGCGGCAUUUGAAGUUGGAGUGACGUCCCAGUUUGUUUCCAAGAAAGGUCUCUCCAAAUCUUCGGACCAGGCGUACAUCGAGUUCGAGAGUGUCGAGGCCAUUGUGAAGACAGCGAGCAGGACCAAAUUCUUCAUCGAGUUCUACUCCACAUGUCUAGAAGAAUUUAAGAAGAGUUUUGAGAACGAUUCUCAGAGCAGCGACAAUAUCAACUUCCUUAAGGUCCAGUGGUCAUCCCGGCAGCUUCCCACGCUCAAGCCGAUCCUCUCAGACAUCGAGUACCUCCAGGAUCAGCACAUCCUCUUGACGGUCAAGUCUUUGGAUGGCUAUGAAUCCUACGGCGAGUGCGUCAUCGCCCUCAAAUCAAUGAUCGGCAGCACCGCCCAACAGUUCCUCACCUACCUGUCGCACCGAGGAGAGGAGACGGGCAACAUCCGGGGGUCCAUGAAGGUCCGGGUCCCGGCCGAGCGGAUGGGCACCCGCGAGCGCCUCUACGAAUGGAUCAGCAUCGACAAGGACGAAACUGGAGCGGCCAAAGGGAAGCUGCCGCCCCCAGCACCGCGGACCAACCCGGAGCACUCCAAAUCUUUUGGGAAAAAGCAUUCCUGUGGAGAAGCAGCAGGGGCGGCUGCUGGCCCCUCUGGGAAGCUCUUUGAUGAUCUCGAGAAGCCGGGAGCCCUGACGGCUGCCCGCCCGCCAGCUCCGCAUCGUGGGACCUCAAAAGACGAGGUCUCUCAGACCAGGGCCAAGCAAGACACCACCCUGGACCAGGAUGGGGGCCCUCUGAAGAACAGCUUCAACAACCCUGCCUACUACGUGCUGGAGGGGGUCCCGCACCAGCUGCUGGUCUCGGAGCUGCCCCCCGUGAGCCUGGCCAAGCCCUCGGCCCCCAGGAACAAAGUCCAGAUCACAGUGCCUAUUCAGCCGGAGCACCGGCGCCCCCAGCAGCCCCCCUCCCGGGCUGAGGACAGCUCCGAAGAGGAGGAGCCGGGCGUCCUCAACCUGCCGCCCCCGGACUUCCCGCCCCCACCCCUGCCAAAGUCGGUGGAGAUUGACGUGACUGAUAGUUCCUUAUACACUGCGGUGGGGGGCCGGGGGGAGGAGCCCGGGACCAGCAAGCCCCGUCCCUCCGUGGCCUUCAGCGAGCCCCUGGAGGCCAAGCCCCCCAAACUGCACCCCAGACACACCCCGCCUCUAGGGCCAGGCUUCCUGAUGGAGCCCCCCAGCGCGCCGCAAGCCCCCGGCAACCCCCUGGACGACCGCUCCUGCUCAGUGCUCCAGAUGGCCAAGACGCUCAGCGAGGUGGACUACCCCGGCGGAGGAGGAUCCGGGCUCGGGCGGGAGCAGCCCAGCCGGCCCCCCGCCCACCCCCUGACCAAAGUGCGGUUGGAUCUGCCCCACCGCUGCCUGCACCCCGACUACAGCCGCCCCAUCGCCUUCCCGCCCCGCUCCAUCCGCGAAAGCAUCGAAGAAGACUUGGCAGAAGAGGCCCUGGGCCAGGACGGGCGUAGCAGCUCCCGGCAGAGCGAGUCCAGCGUGGGGGAGUGGCUGCGGGCCAUCGGCAUGGAGAGAUACGAGGAGGGCCUCAUCCACAACGGCUGGGAUGACCUGGAGUUCCUCAGUGACAUCACCGAAGAGGACCUGGAAGAGGCCGGCGUGAUGGACCCCCUCCACAAACGUCUCCUCCUGGAGAACCUGCGGCUCAGGAAGUAA
Messenger RNA from Euleptes europaea (tarantolino), 4362 nucleotides. RefSeq names its product inositol polyphosphate phosphatase like 1 (gene INPPL1). Gene Ontology annotation, biological process: phosphatidylinositol dephosphorylation. The coding region runs from base 1 to 4362 and encodes 1453 amino acids. Gene Ontology annotation, molecular function: protein binding; phosphatase activity. The record is from RefSeq and is a predicted model, not a curated record. The transcript has 29 exons. NCBI's taxonomy places the organism in Eukaryota, Metazoa, Chordata, Lepidosauria, Squamata, Sphaerodactylidae.